CCCGGCCCGCCCCCGGUCCCACCGCAGCCCCGAACCCGCCAUGGAGCGGUCGCUGCCGCCCUACGAGCCGCUGGCGGAAGGGUUGGACAUGGAGGGGCUGCCGCGGAGCACCGUGGUGACGGUGGAGCCGCCGCCGCCGCCCCCCCCCCGCGACCACCUGGCCUGGUCCCUCUGCAGCGCGCUCUACGCCAACUUCUGCUGCCUGGGCUUCAUGGCGCUCGUCUUCUCCAUCAAGUCCAGGGACCGCAAAGUCCUCAGGGACUACAGCGGGGCCCUCAGCUACGGCUCGACCGCCAAGUACCUGAACAUCACCGCCCUGGUGCUCAACAUCUUCCUCGUCAUCCUCAUCAUCGCCCUGAUCGCUACCGGCACCAUCACCAUGAUGAACGUCCUCCACCAGCAGCAGGAGCAGUACCCCCAGUACCCCUGGCAUCGCCCCACCUAGCCCAGCCCCUGCUCCGCGGGCAGCGCACUCCCCCCCAAUGUCUGCGAGGAGCCCCCGUCACCCCUCGGAGCGGGGGGGAGAUGUCCUCCAUGCAGCCCCACGGAGCUUGCGGGGGUCCUGUCCCGCUUUCCUCACUGCUCAAGGCCCUGCAGAGCCCUCUCUGGUGGCCGCCCUCGUUGACUUCCCUGGAAGUGCCUGGAGACACCUCUCCUCUGGCAGGAGCCGAGCACCCAAAAACUGCCCGUAGCCAAGGGAAAGAGCUUUUCCGCUUGCCGCUUCGCUCUCAUCUUGUAGCCCCAAGUGCCUCUAAGAGCAACCCAAAGGAGAAACGCCUCGUUCAGAGAAAACCGCGCUCAAAUAAAGGUUUCUUUCACUUUUG
Chroicocephalus ridibundus (black-headed gull) is the source of this 824-nucleotide messenger RNA. Its product is annotated as dispanin subfamily A member 2b-like. NCBI's taxonomy places the organism in Eukaryota, Metazoa, Chordata, Aves, Charadriiformes, Laridae. The transcript is spliced from 2 exons. Bases 41 to 445 code for a protein of 134 amino acids. The record is from RefSeq and is a predicted model, not a curated record. Gene Ontology annotation, biological process: response to type II interferon; type I interferon-mediated signaling pathway; response to interferon-alpha. Gene Ontology annotation, cellular component: plasma membrane.